AGUCACCAAAGCACCGUGUUCCUGCAGGAUGGAUGUGCCAGCCUAUCAAGGCCAUGGGUCGGUGUCUACGAAGCAUUCAGAUCUUGUCCCAUGGAAGGAUGUGCAAAAUGCCUUGUCUCUGCCAGGGAUCUGUCUAAUGGCAAAGGGAGAGAGGAAGAGAAGGAGCCACCUCUGAAUGUGGCGGUGGUGCCCCCUUCGCCAUGCAACCCCGGGUGCCUGGAAGCGCGCUCCUCUCGGCGGUGGGUUUGCAGCAUGUUCACCUGAAACACCCACAUAGCGUGGUGCGGGACCGCAGUUCAGACCUCUCGGCUCAGCCCAAACCGCGGACCCGAGUCCAAGUUGAGGGCCGAUGGUGCAGACUGCAUUCCCAGCCCUGAGGACUUCAGGUGAAUCCCACCAAGGGUGGAGUUGCCCAAGUUGGUGGAAUUGGCCUUUACAGCAGAGGCUCCCCACUCUGCUUUGCCCUGGCCACGCGGUCCGCGGUGGGCCUGCUCUCUGUCACUCGCCACCUCUGGCACCGGGGAUUCAGCCCGCUUAGCAAGUGUUACGCACACGCCGAGACUUCUCCACCUUAGCAAAAGCAAGAGGAGCUUCUAGAGCACGUCACUCCGGUGUGUCAUUGCUGUUGUGCUUGCCACGCAGACAGCAACCCACGUCCUUACACUCACACCACUCGUGAUCGCCAAACGUCCCUCCCACCGUUCGUUUCAUCAGUGUUUUUGCAGCACGUUUGCAAAUGCUGAAAACCGACUCAGACCAGAACCGCAACAACCGGCCGAUCCAAGAAUGAAUCCGGCCGCCGUUGGACUCGAUGGCAGUUUGGGAGCGAGAUUGGGCCCUUCCGGAUCGUUUCUGAUGCUCAAUAUUUGUCAGGGAACCAAACUGAAUUAUUAAUAUGGAGAACUGAGAUAGCGUUAACGACUCUCGCUUUAUAACAGUUCCCCAUUAAUAGCGAAAAUUGCAAAUUUAUCACUCGAUCUGUUCAUUAAAACUCGCUUUUUCCCCCCCUUUUUGGUUUCUUUUAAUGAAAGCGGAGAAAUAAGAGAAUGGGAAAAGCCAUUUGGUUGUUAUUUCUUCAGAUGGAUCCAGCCUGUUGUUUUUAAUGAAGUCUUUACUCUUGUACGUAUAAGCAUGAGGGUCUUAUCAUGAAAGCGGCAUCUCAACCAUGUCCGUAGCAGCACUCAGCCGUGUAACAAAUACUUAGCAAUACUUCCUGCUUCCUUCAAGGAGAGACUGCUUAGUCCUGUUUAAUAGUUUCUAUUUUUUUUUUGCCUACUGCCCUAGAAGCCCUUCUUGAUUUCAGCAGACGCUUUCUCUGCUGCAUGCGUCUUACCAUGUGUUCUCUGCUCGCUACAGAGAUGGCAGAUUCCUAUUCCUACAAAGGCGGAAAGAAGUCCAGCAAAACCAGCGCCAGCAAAGACAGCAGCAGGACAGAGAUGAGGAUCAAUCCGAGCAACGAGCUGUCCAAGCUGGGAAACACAACCAGUGACAAGACAGAAGGCAGGAAGAAAGGGCGGCCCAAGGCAGAGAACCAGGCGCUCAAAGACAUCCCACUGACCCUGAUGAACCAGUGGAAGGACGAGUUCAAGGCCCACUCCAGGGUGAAGUGCCCCAAUUCAGGCUGCUGGCUGGAGUUCCCCAGCAUCUAUGGCCUCAAGUACCACUACCAGCGCUGCCAAGGGGUAAGAAGGACAGAGGGCGCCAUCUCGGAGAAGCUGACCUACUCUUGCCCCUACUGCGAAGCUGCCUUCACGUCCAAAACCCAGCUGGAGAAGCACCGGCUAUGGAACCACUUGGAUCGGCCGGUCCCGGCCUGCAAAGCCGAAAACAAAGUGCAGAAGUCUCUCAGCAAGAGCAGUGGCAAGAAAAGACCUGCUGAGAGCUCAGAUUCCCCAACCAUCCAUCCCAAACAGGCAAAGAUGGAGAAGGCGGCUGCCCGGGAGCCCCCCGAAAACGGCGAGUGUUUGGUGGCGGGCCGCAGGAGCAAGGAGUUCCAGAUCGCGGCGGCGGAGGCGGUGGCUGCAGCCACCCCGACGGGCAAGUCUUCGAGCUGCAAGGACCCCAAGCAGCAGGGAGGUCAGGCAGCCCUCCAGGAGGAGGACCCCGAGAGGAUGAAGCACAGAAGGAAACAGAAAACCCCUAAGAAAUUUACCGGGGAGCAACCGUCCAUCUCAGGGACGUUCGGACUGAAAGCUUCUCUCCAGUCCCGCUGUUGUAAACCGGGCACCGCUCCAGGUUCAUCCUCCUGCAUUUUAAAAACGCCCUCUCCCUCUUCAGGCCUCAUAAAAGCUGAGGACAAAGCAAAAGCACAUCGAGCCAAGAAGCUGGAGGGGAGCAGCAGCACGGACGAGCUGAAAAAGAAACCUCCAGGAGGCGGGAAAAAGGAGGCGGCUCCACACUUUCCAACAGUAAGCCCCGAGGAGCAGUGGCAGCGGGAGAUCAAUGAGAAAGGAGAAGUUGCCUGCCCCACCUGCGGCAUCAUAACCAGGAAAACCAUCGUGGGCCUCAAAAAGCACAUGGACGUCUGUCAGAAACUGCAGGAUGCCUUGAAAUGUCAGCACUGCAAGAAGCAGUUCAAGUCCAAAGCUGGCCUGAAUUACCACACCAUGGCAGAGCACGUCAACAAGGGCUGCACGGCCAACUUCUCCAGCCUGAUGGGCUACCAGUACCACCAGAAGCGCUGCGGGAAGCAGCCCGCCGAAGUAGAGAAGCCCGUGUUCACCUGCCCUCACUGUGGGAAGAAGUAUAAAUCAAAGGCCGGCCACGACUACCACCUCCGGUCGGAGCACCCCUCUUCGCCGCCCGAGGAGCCAGAGGUGAAACCCGAGGCCAACCCGGUAGAAGAUUUCGAGAGGACUCCGAGCGGUAGGAUCCGGCGCACGUCAGCCCAGGUGGCCGUCUUCCACCUCCAGGAAAUAGCCGAAGACGAGCUGGCCAAGGACUGGACCAAGCGGAGGAUGAAGGACGACCUGGUGCCUGAGACGAAGCGACUCAAUUACACCCGGCCAGGACUUCCCAAGUUAAAUCCGAGACUGCUGGAGACCUGGAAAAAUGAAGUGAAGGAGAAAGGACACAUCAACUGUCCCAACGACUGCUGUGAAGCCAUCUACUCCAGCGUCUCCGGCCUCAAGGCUCACCUGGCGAACUGCAACAAGGGAGACCACUCCGUGGGGAAGUACCGCUGCCUGCUGUGCCAGAAGGAGUUCAGCUCGGAGAGCGGAGUCAAGUACCAUAUCAUCAAGACUCACUCAGAGAACUGGUUCCGCACCUCUGCAGAGGCUUCCCGGAAAAAGAAGAGCAGGGAACAGAUUUCUUCCAGCAACGAGGAGAAAAAGGAAAGCACAAACGGGAAGAAAAGAGGCAGAAAACCCAAGGAAAGGCCCCCAGAACCGUCCGCCAAGGGCAAAGAGAGCGCGGCGGCAAAGACUAAUCACAAGAAACCCCCAGAGCCGUGGGAGAGCUCCAACUGCCGGCUUGGCGCGGAGGAGAGGGGCCCCAAGCCGCCCGGCAGCCGGAAAGCAGGAGCCAGCAAGAUGCCCGAGAAAUAAGAGGUUCCCGGACUGUCUCCAAGGAUUCGUUUACAACCCAGGGUAACGAGGCGGGGGCUGUGCCGGGUUUCCGUCCCCCUCCCCACACCUCCCUUUUUAAGAGAAAAAGAGGAAAACCACUUUAAGGAAAGUCACGGACCUUGUUUCACACUGGAAAAGAGAGAGGAAAGAGACUGCAAUUUUCUACCCAGCCUCUCCCCAUUUCCACGACCCCCCUCGCCCCCACGCUUGUGCACGCACACACGGGCUCCCGGCUUCCCUGCUGACACAUCUCUUCCCCUCCCCGCGCAGCGGGGAUCCUCGCUGCCCCCUCGCCCGUCACGUCUCCCGGCUCCGUGCACCAAACGGGUGAUGCUUGAGCGAAAGGCAAGUGCAAUAGCGCCGGGGUCCGCUCCUGUCCUGGGACUGCCUUUCAGUUUGCCGUAGCGAGGCAGGAUCCCGCUGCGUUUCCUUCUGGUGUGGGAUGGGGAGCGGGGCAAUGUCUUGUCUGACUCGGUCCAUCCUGCGCCCUCAGGAAGCUGCAGCGUGUGGAUCCCUUGCGAUGAUCUAGUGGCUUUGGGGUUUCUGAAGACUCAGUGGCUGGCAAGGCUUAGACAAGGGCCCAGGUCAUGAGUUGCAGGGAUUGACAGCAGGCAUCCAAGGCAGAGCCCGUACGCUGCAACGCAGUCGGAGGCUGGGUGGUAAUCCCGGGAACGAGCUGUGUGUAGCGCCGAGGUUUUAUGAAUGGUCCACGAGACUGUUGCAUGGGCUUCCUGGGUGCAUUUUGGAAGAUAGGGUCCUGCCAAGCCGUGAGCUGGCGCUGGGUUGGUUUCCUAGCCCCAUCUGCCUGGGGUAGUUUUCUGUUUGGUGCAUCAGGUAGGCAGGAUCAGGCCACAGGUAUCAGCAGAUAAGCUUGUUCACCACCCACCCCAGGAGCAAGGAGAUGGUAGUCCAUCUAUCUGUCUGUCUGCUGCAGCCAGGGCUGUUCUCAUGCCCGGCAGGGCAGCAUACAGGCCUUCAUGGGCCCGGAUAUGAAAAGAGGGAGGCUGGCGUUGUCAGAGAGGCUGAACUCGCCCAUCUCCAGCAGCAGUCAGCGGGAGCUGUGGGUGCUCAGCACGGCUGGGAGCCAGGCCCACUGGACCGCUCGAGGGAAAGGGGGGUUGCGCAGGAUGGUGGGGAGGGAGGAGGGAGAGGGGAAGGCAAUCUAUUCUGUUCUUUUCUGGUCUUUUAACUGAAAACAGGGCAAUGCAGAAUGGAUGUGAGCUCCCUGGGGCUCAAGGGAAGGGGUAAGAAGCCCUCUGAAAUGCUGAGAAAUGCUUCCAGGUUGGGUUUUUAGGGUUUUGAUUGUUUUAAUACCCCUUCAGACAAAACUACUGUAUCAAAUUGAUACUGAACUUCGGCUACAAAUAGUCCUUUAGUAAUAGAGCCGGGUGGAUAUUGCAGAACGCAGGCCCUUGGGUUCGCUCUGCUUGUGCCCAGGCCGGCAGGCGGGAGCGUCGGCAGACAAACGCCGCGGAGCGCAGGCUUUCGCGCUGCUUUAAACUGAAAAUCGCUCCAAAGAGCGACUGGUGAGCGCCCUGUUCAAUCAGAACAGCCAUCGGAGGCACCUGCCGUAGGCCGGGUAGGGUGAAAAAAUGGGACUAUCCAAUUCAUUUGAGAAAAGCGUUGUCUUUUGAGGUUAGAGAAAAAGGGCCAGCUGGUCAAAGGAGGCUUUCCGAGCGACUCGCCCCGCGCUCUGUUCGUUAGGCCCCUGAGACCUCAGCAGCCCCAACGUUGGCACGGGGUUGGCUUCAAGUGACAAUCAUGGGUCAGGCUUUACGGUCACGGCCCCGGUGACGCCAAGCUGAUGCUGCGGGUGGUUGAACACGCUGCACUUGGCCCCAUUGGGUGGACCAGGCCUGGGCCCAGGGGACAGGUCUCCGAUGCCCCGAAUGUCCCGUUGACCUUAGCUCUUCUUCACCCUCCCUCCCUGGUGAGGCGGGGUGGAUGCCUCUUUCCAUUGCAUUUUCCUUCGAAGACCUGCACUAACUUUGCAUCCAGAUUUCCCAGAGCCAGGACUGUCAGGAUGCCCAGUCUGGUCUGGAGGAAGAAUAAACCCCAGCCCAAAGCCCAUCUGCUUGCAGACACAAACCAGGCUACCUCUCUCCGUGGCCCAGAUGUGGCUCUUGCUGCAGCUGGCCCCCACAGCAGGUCUCGUGGAGCAGUUUUAUAACAUACUUUGCACUUGCUCAUGGGACAACAGCACCCACCUUGCACACCCUCCAUUCACCCCAGCCAGGGGGUUUGGUGGGUGAUAUUUCCCGGCGGGGGAGGGAAAACUGCUUAUUUAGCUAACAAAAGCCUU
Molecule: messenger RNA, 5871 nt
Organism: Alligator sinensis (Chinese alligator)
Lineage: Eukaryota; Metazoa; Chordata; Crocodylia; Alligatoridae
Gene: ZNF512B
Product: zinc finger protein 512B
Exons: 15
Coding region: 1323-3548 (741 amino acids)
Molecular function (GO): zinc ion binding
Source: RefSeq, a predicted model, not a curated record